AUGAAGAACAUUCUUCCAUUGUUGAAGAAACGUGGCUGUGUCGGGAAAUUACCAGCACAAUAUCUCCCAAAUCCGGACCUAGGGUUUCUCUGCCAAUUGAAGCCAUGCUCUGAUAAUGGAACCAACUGUUGCAACUCAAAUGACCUUCAACCUCCUAAAGGUCUAUGUCUUGAAAAACUUGGAAACAGUUCCUAUGUCCACAUGGCUCCACACCCUGAUGGCUCAAACCGAGUUUUUGUGUGCAACCAACAAGGUAAGAUAUGGUUAGCCAUGGUUCCUGAAGUGAAUGGUGGUUCCACUUUCACCCAAAGUUUACUGAUAGACGAAUCAGACCCUUUUCUUGAUUUAAGUGAUCAAGUGCAAUUCGCAACAGAAAUGGGACUCAUGAGCAUGGCAUUCCAUCCAAACUUCACCACUAAUGGCAGAUUCUUUGUUGCUUAUAACUGUGAUAAGUUUCAACAACCUGGAUGUGAAGGCAGAUGUUCAUGUAAUACAGAUGUAAAUUGUGAUCCUUCAAAAGUCACAUCUCUUCAAGAAACUUCCCCUUGCCAGUUUCACAUUGUAGUUUCAGAGUUCACUACAAAUGGCACAACCGCUUCUUCAAAACUUUCAUGGAAGGGGCGUGUGAAUUCAGUUGAAGUGAGAAGGAUUUUCACAAUGGGGCUUCCAUUCGAAGCAUAUCAUGCUGGGCAGAUUCUGUUUGGCCCUGAUGAUGGAUUUUUGUAUUUCAUGAUUGGUGAUGCUUCACAUGAUAAUGAUCCAUACAAUUUUGCACAAAACAAAAAAUCAUUACUUGGAAAGAUACUGAGGCUCAACAUCGACAUCAUCCCAAGUGAAGAAGAAAUAAGUAGGCUUGGUUUAUGGGGAAACUAUUCAAUACCAAAAGACAAUCCAUACACCACCACGGAUAAACAACUUGGGCCUGAAAUUUGGGCCAUGGGUUUUAGUAACCCGUGGAGGUGCAGUUUUGAUUCAGAAAGAGCUUCUGUUUUCAUAUGUGGAGACAUUGGGAAGAAUCAAUACGAAGAGAUUGAUGUAAUCAAGAAAGGCGGGAAUUACGGGUGGCGUGUUUACGAGGGUCCGGAUCCAGUACAUGUACCCUAUGCUCCUGGAGGGUACACCCCACCAAGCUCCAUAACUCCAGUAUUUCCUGUAGCAGGAUAUGGUCAUGAUAGUGUUGAUACAAAGAAAGGUCCUGCUUCAAUUAUGGCUGGCUAUAUUUACCGUUCUGCCACUGAUCCAUGCUUGUAUGGCUGGUAUAUAUACUCGGAUUUAUAUAAUUAUGCUAUAUGGGCAGCUAUUGAAACGGGUAAAAACAGUGAGAGUUUCAAGAGUUUUAGUGUUGCUUUUGGGUGUGCACAUGACUCACCCAUGGAAUGUGGGUUCAAGCCAGGGGUGCACCAGGUUCCUGAUUUGGGGUAUGUGGUGUCAUUUAGUGAAGAUAAUAAUAAAGAUGUGUAUCUGUUGACAACUAGUGGUGUGUAUAGAGUUGCAGCCCCGAGUCGAUGUGGCUACCCUUGCUCCAAGGAAAGAUAUUCGAAUUUGACGAAAAUGCCCUCGUCUGGAACGUUAUUGUUAAUGGCUGCAGAUUUAGUGGCAUCUUUCGUCUCUCUUAUGCUGUUUGUUUUGUUAUUGAUUUCUUGAUGGAAAACAAGAUAUUUUGUUUAAUUUAUGCAAAUAUGUUGACGUGUACCAAAUUGAUCUUUAAUCGGAAAGCAUAGACGGUAUUUUAGUUGUUC
This is a messenger RNA of Lactuca sativa (garden lettuce), 1739 nucleotides long. Lineage: Eukaryota; Viridiplantae; Streptophyta; Magnoliopsida; Asterales; Asteraceae. The record is from RefSeq and is a predicted model, not a curated record.